Dissoconium aciculare CBS 342.82 is the source of this 1692-nucleotide messenger RNA. RefSeq names its product phosphoglycerate mutase-like protein. Gene Ontology annotation, molecular function: acid phosphatase activity. Gene Ontology annotation, cellular component: fungal-type cell wall. The record is from RefSeq and is a predicted model, not a curated record. The transcript is spliced from 5 exons. NCBI's taxonomy places the organism in Eukaryota, Fungi, Ascomycota, Dothideomycetes, Mycosphaerellales, Dissoconiaceae. Bases 108 to 1568 code for a protein of 486 amino acids.
AGAGAGCUCAAAUAGAGAUUUAAUUUUGACCGUGGGAGCAAGAUUAAUCCAGAUGUAGCUCGGUCUUCUCAAAGUCUUCAGGUUCUCAAUAGUCAUCUCUAUCGGCAAUGGCUCGCGCGUCUCUUCUGGUAUCGUUCCUAGUAGGCAUACUCGCGACAGUGCUGUACAGAUCUGGCACCACACUGUGGCCUGCGACAGGAAACAUUACAAGCGAUAAUGAUUUUGCUUGGAAUAUCCUCCGCCAUCUGGGCGGUCUAUCGCCAUGGCUUCCGAAGGUCGAAGGAGUCAACGAUAGCAAUGACGUUCCACCCGGAUGUGUGAUUGAUCAGAUUCAUAUGAUGUCGAGGCACGCUGAGCGGUAUCCUACCGUUGCUACUGGCAUACGCAUGCUGGAAUUAUACCACCGUUUGCAACAUGCAAACAUCACGCUACUCGAAGACUUGGCAUUCGUUAAUCAAUGGAACUUCUUCGCGCCUCAUCCCGCCGAGCAAUUCGAACAACUUACAACUACGGGACCAUACGCCGGCUCCUUGUCGUCAUUCAAAGCCGGCGUCGAUCUACGUGGCCGAUACCUCCCUCUGCUACAAGCCGCACUAGAAAAAGAUCGCAAGAUUUCAAUCUGGGCUGGACUGUCGGAUAGAGUGAUUGAUUCUGCGCGUUACUUCGCAAAUGGCUUUUUCGGGCUCAAUUGGUUGGAUGUAGCAACUCUCCACAUCAUCUCGGAAACACCAGACCGUGGCGUGGACACACUUACUCCAGGACGGUCUUGUCCGAAUUAUGCAACCGAUAGCAGAGGCCAUGCACACGGCGUUCGGCAGCUCGGUGCUUUCCGGUCAACAUACUUGCCAGAAGUAGGACGUCGAUUGCUGAAACAAAAUCCAUCAGUCCCGUUCAGUGUGGCCGAACUCUUUACGAUGCAGGAGAUAUGCGCGUUUGAAGUACUACUGAAUGGCGUAUCGCCCUGGUGCUCUGUCUUCACCAAUGAGGAGAUGGAGAGCUUCGAGUAUGCUCGAGAUAUCCUCCAUUACUACCGUGCAGGACCGGGAAAUUACUAUGGACCAUCUCUGGGCUGGUCUUGGCUCAAUGCUACAGCGAGCCUGCUCCAGAAGGGCCCAGAAGCAGGUCCGCUGUUUCUCAGCUUCAACCACGAUGGAGACAUCAUCGCAAUGCUGGGUGCACUCGAUCUCUUCCCUCAAGAGCCACAUCUUCCGACUACCCACGUCAACCACGCCCGUACAUGGCGAAUGGCUGAUGUCGUGCCCAUGGGUGGGCGCAUUAUCUUCGAGCGAUUCGUUUGUCCGGUAACGGAGUGUUGGGACAAUGGACCUCUGUAUCCGAACCACGUCUAUUGCGCCAAGAAGAACGACACCUUUGUCCGAGUCAACAUCAACGAUGGCAUAGUCCCAAUUGCUGGCUGUACCGAUGGGCCCGGCAAGGCAUGUCCACUCGCGGAAUUCGUGGAGCGAAUUGAGAAACGGGGAAAGGAGAUACCCUCUUUUGUUGAUAUUUGUGGUAUGCCGGAAGGGGCACCACGGACUUUGACAUUCUUGCAUCAGGGUCAAGAGUAGCAAUAAUAGAGUAUUUUUGGAACAGACUUGCGUAACGAUCAUCUGUUCUACUGAUGUACAUCAUUCGUCAAAGUGUAUCUGAUACUCGAGGCUCAUUGAAAGAUAGCUGAGUCCAAGGCAUUGC